AUGUCAGCCUUUUUACUUUGUGUAGAUGAAACUAAUAAGUUAAUCGACAAUGAUACUUUACCAACAAGUCAAACAUUCCAUGCAGUAGUGAAUGCAGUAGGAUAUAUAAGUUGUGAAGUUAUUACAAAAUCAAUGCAUCCUGCUUUAUCACUUCCAUUACCUUUGCCCAGUCAUGAUGAUGCAAUUAGUAUUGUCUAUAAAGAUGCUGGUUUGAAUGAGGUUUAUGUAAAAUUACAAAUCUAUUUCAAUGCUGUAUUUCAAAUAUUGGUGGUCACUCUAGAGAAGUAUGCAGAUGUAGAAAAUGUUGAGUCAAUUAAUCUAUAUGAUAUAAUUGUCAACAGAAAUGGCUCUAGAAAUAAUAGCUCAUGCAAUACUUGGGAUUCACAUACUUUAAACUGUUCUUCAAUAGAUUUAAUUUUACAGAUGAAGUGGGUUCAAUAUGAAAUAUCCAAUCCACAAAGAAUUAAUCAAAACCCAAUUAAUGAGGAGAUAAGAAAGGAGACAAAAAGUCUCAAGGCCUUGGAUUCAUCAUUACUUGAUAUCUUAUAA
Molecule: messenger RNA, 549 nt
Organism: Entrophospora candida
Lineage: Eukaryota; Fungi; Glomeromycota; Glomeromycetes; Entrophosporales; Entrophosporaceae
Source: the annotation of a GenBank genome assembly